GUCAUAUGGACCUUCAUGGCGUCGUUGAUGCUGAUGGCAGCUGCUGGUGGUGGCAAUGGUGAACUUGGGGCGCUUGGCAUGGCUGAGUCCUUUGUGAACAUGCCUGAGGAACCCGAGACUGGCAAAUGGUACAGUCUUCUUGACAAUGGAGAAGCCUGGAACUUGGUAAACGAGAUAGAGCCCAAUGACAAGCACGGCAAUUUGAACCACUUCUUGGAGAUGAAUGAGUAUGACAUGAUGGACUAUGGGAAGCAGCACUUGGUGAUCAAUGAGUUCAAGGUCUUCGAUGGAGCAUGGUUCUUGGAGAACAUUGACUACAAGCUUGGCCUUGCACAUUGCUUGGACUACAUCGGCCUCAAGAUCUUCGAACAUCACUACAUGAACAACUUCGUGGACAAUGUCUUCAAUGGUUGGCAGUGCUUGGUGAAGUAUGUCCUCAAGGUCUACAAGCAGAACAAUGGCAAGUAUGGCUAUGAGCUGGAUGGCAUCUAUGCCAAUGGCGCUAGCACAAGAACUACGAGGCAAGGAGUUGCAGUUUGGUUUGAUGGCAGUCAUCUGGGUUUGCAUCACAUGGUUUCUGGCAUUGAUGAACAGAAAUUGGAUGAGCAGUCAAUGGAUGAAAACAUGUCAGACUUCACGAGUGACACGUUUAGAGAAAAGAUGUGCUGGCAGAAGGAAAUGGAGCUUUGUGACUUUAACACGUGGCAGAUGACAGAGUCUGGAACACCCUACAUCAAGAAUGUGGGGAACAGCUACGCGGAUCCCCGACCAACUUGGGGAAACACCACCGACAGUUGGACAUUGGUGGAGAUGACCCAACGUUUCAUGGACAAGGAUGAACCAUUUGGAUUGAUUGAUGAGUGCAUAUUCAACAUGGACGGCGAGUGCGAGAUUCUCACAAUUCUUGGAGUUGAAGAACAUGGAUUUGAGGAGUUUGGAGAUUUACUAGAUGAAGAUGAAGAGGUGGAUGGACCAGUUCGACUUCCUGACUCACAACCUCAGGAAAAACAACCAGCGGUUCCAGUUGAACAACGUCAAGAUGUUUCUCAGGGUGCGGUUUCAAGCGAGGAAAUUCAGGUACGUGUACCUCCAGGCCUUUCUCAACCAGAUCCUCUUGGUGGAGAAGAACCUGAGAUUGAAUCUGUGGAACUGGAUGAUGGUUUGAUUUUGACAAGUGAGUCUCCAGUCAAAGACUUGCGCGCAGGUUGUUGUUUGCUGGGAAUUUCACAAGCUGGAUCAAAAGGCAAGAUGUUUGAGCGUAUCAAGAAGAGCUAUGUUCAAGGUAUGAGACGUGCAGCAAUUGACAUGGCAAGAGGAGAAUAUCAACGAGAAGAACAUCCUGCACAACCAGCACACCUAGUGACUAUCAUGCAAGUCAUGCUGACCCUGAUCUCGCAGCAGAGCGACUUCAAGAUUCAGAUGACGAACGUGAACAAGUUCAACAAGAAGUUCAAUCCAAUGCAUAUGAGCCCACAACACCCGAUGGAGAAGGUCCUCGACUUGAAGAUGUCACAGAACAAGAUGAUGGUCGAGUUCCUGUUCCUUCUCUUCCUCCUCUAUGUGCAGCCAACCAAGUACUUCUCCUACAGCGACCUCUAUGGCAGAUCUUCGCAGCAGCAUGGUGCUUGGCGGAGUGCUGAUGCUCAUGAUGGGCAUGUUGGUGAUGAUGCUUUACUUUUGAAGAACGAUGAGAAAGAGGCUGUGGAAUACUUCAUUACAGCGGUUGAGGUGAACGACCCCGAGGAGAUCAUGGCUCAGGUGAGAAAUAUGCAGAUGUGCAUGGAUCUUCCUCACGUCAACCUCCUUCACGCCGAGGCUUGGUUAUGGGAAGAGUUUCGUGAUGAUUUGCAGCGAAAAGCAGAUGCGAGUGAUGGAGCUUUCUUUGUUCCAAUUGUGGAGCUUUUAAAACAUCGAUGGGAUACACCUCCGGGAGAAAGUGAUCGCGGAAGAGACGAAGACGCAACAUCUUCGAGGAGCUCAAUAGCGAACAGAAGUGGAGAUGAAGAUGUCCGGGAAUCACCAGCCCGGGAGUUUGAGCUCAGGAUGACAAUGAAUUUACCAAGGUCAGAAGCAAUUCAGAAUACCACCGAGGAGGAGAAUGACAAGAUCGAGCAAGCUAUGGCAGAAGCAAGAGCGAGCAUACGUCGUGGAAUUCGUGUCUUGCAGUCGCGCGCUACGCGCUAUGAAGAGUUGGGCGACCACGAGGCCGCAGAAGAAGUCAGACGUCAGAUUGACGACAUGGAGGUCUGCAUAGGCCACUGCGCAAGGAUGACAC
Molecule: messenger RNA, 2275 nt
Organism: Cladocopium goreaui
Lineage: Eukaryota; Dinophyceae; Suessiales; Symbiodiniaceae
Source: the annotation of a GenBank genome assembly